GAGAGAGACAAUCCACAUUUUUGUAGCUGUAAAACAAAAGAGGCAGAGGACAUACAACUGGUCUACGUUGGAUGGCUUCGUUUCAACGGCUGAAUGUGUUUCUGUUGUUAAGAGUUCUCUUCUUCCAGACAAAGGAUCCUUCUUCCUGUCCACGUUUUCUUUUUGACCACGAACACAUCCCUUGACCUUCUAGAACACAUCCAUUAUUGCUCGCUAUAAACCACCAUUCACCUCCCCCACUUCCACAACCGCCACCCACCAUCUCAAUACCUCCUCCUCAACAAACGCUCUCUAGCGUUGUAAGAGUUUUCAAAGGAGAAACAAUAGGAAGAAGAAUGCCUCCUUUUAUCACAACAAUGGCCUCUCAAAAUGACCAACUUAAUCGCUCUCGAGGCAUUGGUCCACAAUCAGAUAUUAUCACCAUCGAUGUUGGUGGCCAAAUCUUUCAGACCACAAAACAAACCUUAGCUCUAGCUGGACCCAAAUCUCUCUUCUCCCAUUUUGCUCAUCCUACUCAACUGGGUCUUGGUCCUCUGUUCAUCGACAGAGACCCUGAGUUGUUCUCUGUCCUACUCUCUCUUUUGAGAACUGGGAAUCUCCCUUCAAAGGCUAAAUCUUUUGAUCUUGAAGAUUUGAUUGCAGAAUCCAAAUUUUAUAAUAUCGAGUCUCUGUUAAUUAACUCUCUAUCGAAUCCUUGUCAAUUUGAUGCUUUCAACCUCGAAAAGUCGCAAACUUUGCCCUUGAACGGCCGCGAUUUCACUUCCGCCAUGGCCACGACGUCAUUUGGGACCCUUCACGUCGCUCAUGGCAGCAAAAUAACGUCUUUCGAUUGGGCCUUGCGCAUAAAGUCAACGAUCCUGACCCAGUUCACGGCGAUCGAUUCUCUCUUGGCCAUUAAACCAACUCUGGCAGCCGCGGGAGCCACCGAUUUCUCGGGAAUGCAAAUUCUCGAUCUGGAAAAGGGUUUUGUAAGGGAAACUUUGUGUUGGGAAAACGUGACCCAAUCGAGCUCCACAGUUCAGGCAAUUGGAUCGUCUCCAGAUUUCUUGUUCACAAGUUUCGAGUCAGGUCGCAGGAACUCUAACUCGAUCAUGGUUUACGAUUUGCAAUCAUUUUCGCCAGUAACCGAGAUUGCUCACUGCGAGAUAUACGGUGCAGAUCUUGACUCAGCCAUUCCAGCCACAAAAUUGAAGUGGGUAGAGAGCUAUAACGUGGUAAUGGCAUCUGGUUCUCAUAGCGGACCCUCUGGUAUGUUGGGAAAUGUGAAAUUGUGGGAUAUAAGGUCUGGAAAUGUGAUUUGGGAACUGAAAGAGAGAGUUGAUUGUUUCUCUGAUAUUACUGUUUCAGAUAGUUUGUCAGCUAUCUUUAAAGUUGGUGUCAAUUCAGGAGAGGUCUUUUACACAGAUUUGAGGAAAUUGGGUGAUGGCGAUAGUAAUCCUUGGAUUUGCUUGGGCGAUAAGAGGAAAAUGCUGAAUGUCAAGAAAGAAGGAGUUGGGUGCAAGAUUGAGUCUUACGGGAAUCAAUUAUUUUGUAGUAAAGGAGGAGAUGUUGAGCUUUGGUCUGAGGUUGCCAUGAAUUCUUCCAAGAAAAGCGAAGAUGGGUUGCCAAAUAGGGUCUUCAGGAGGAAUUUGAUGGGGAGAGCAAAAGAUAUGGGAGGAUCAAGAAUAACCAACUUGGCUUUUGGGGGAAGCAAGAUGUUUGUAACAAGGAAGGAUCAGCAAUCUGUUGAGGUUUGGCAAAGUUCUGUAAGGGGGUUAUAGAUUUUGAAAAUGCUUGAUUAGGAAUGAAUACUUGUUGAAAGUUGGGCUCUAUUUAUUGUAGUUCUUAGCUUGAUUCAUACAAUUGUAAAUGUUCAUGUAUAUUAUCAAAAUUAUACUGUGACUAGCUAUCUAAUUGUUUUGAGAUCAAUUGUUUUCCCCUGUUUUCUGAUUGCUAUUUAUGUGGAUAAUCAUCAAGGAGAAGGUGUUAAACCUCAGCUUUUUGGUUUAUACAUUUCAUCCUUUGCAAUGAACUGGUACAUGUAUAUUUCUUUCA
Messenger RNA from Hevea brasiliensis (rubber tree), 2034 nucleotides. Its product is annotated as BTB/POZ domain-containing protein At5g41330. The transcript has a single exon. Gene Ontology annotation, biological process: protein homooligomerization. The record is from RefSeq and is a predicted model, not a curated record. Gene Ontology annotation, molecular function: protein binding. Bases 336 to 1760 code for a protein of 474 amino acids. Lineage: Eukaryota; Viridiplantae; Streptophyta; Magnoliopsida; Malpighiales; Euphorbiaceae.